Dicrocoelium dendriticum is the source of this 1778-nucleotide messenger RNA. The record is from the annotation of a GenBank genome assembly. Lineage: Eukaryota; Metazoa; Platyhelminthes; Trematoda; Plagiorchiida; Dicrocoeliidae.
AUGUCAAUUCCAGUAUUGAUGCGUGAUGACGGUACUCAUGCGCCUACGGACUAUGACAAGGCCUGCGUACUCAGUGGGCAAUAUGCGGCAGCGUUUGUAAGGGAAACCUCUUUGACAGGCGUUGAGCUGGUUUGCAGGACCCCAGAGAGUUCAGAACUAUCUGAAUUUAUUGUAGCGGAGACUGCAGUUCGUAGGCUGUUACAAUGGCUGAACCCUUCUAAGGCUUCUGGGCCUGAUUUAAUUCACCCGAAACUGUUGCAUGAGUUGGCUACGGAACUAAGUGGACCGCUCACUAUCGUGUUUCGGAAAUCGCUUGCCAGUUGUGCAUUGCCUUCCGAAUGGAAGGAAGCUGUCAUCUGUCCCAUCUUCAAACAUGGGGACAGGGGUCUGCCUGCAAAUUACAGGCCAGUUAGUCUGACGAGUGUAGUAGUCAAACUCCUCGAGAAACUGGUGAGAGAUUCAUUGGAGAGUCAUCUGAAUAUAUUUAAUCUACUUAGCAAUGUACAACACGGAUUCCGGAAGGGAUUUUCGUGUCUGACGAAUCUGUUGGUGGCUCGCGAAAAUUGGGCGGAUGCAGUGGAUAACGGCCACACACUGGACGUGCUUUUCGUCGACUUUUCGAAGGCAUUUGACAAGGAACCCCAUUUGAGGCUCGUGCAAAAGCUGUCCUCCUACGGGGUAUCUGGCCGCGCCCUUCAUUGGGUAACUGCCUUCUUGGAGGGUAGAGAACAGUGUGUAAGGGUAGGCCGGGGCCUAUCAUUUAGGCAGUCUGUUCUCAGCGGCGUGCCGCAGGGCUCGGUCCUUGGACCGCUGUUGUUCUCUAUCUAUGUAAAUGACCUACCCGCGGAGCUUGAGGUACCAUCGCUGCUAUUUGCUGAUGACCUGAAGCUGUGGAACAUUGUUGAUGUUCCUGGGGGUUCAGAAGCUAUUCAACGAGCAUUGGAUAAGCUUUGGGACUGGUCUACUUUAUGGUUACUGCCCAUAAAUCAGGCAAAGUGCUCCGUUCUUCGAAUUGGGGGAGGUUGUCCUCCUGCGAAGUACUUGGUCGGUGGGGUCGAACUCCCUCGUGUAUCUAGCCAGGUUGACCUAGGCGUCAUACACUCUUCGGCUUUACACUCCGGUGACAACUGGAAGAAGGCCGCAAGCAGAGGUUUCCGCAUGUUGUGGUUAAUCCGACGUUCUUUCGGAGUCUUGACGGGCGGCAUCUUUACGAGGCUGUUCUCGGCUUUCGUUCGGCCUCAUCUGGAAUACUGCGUCCGGGCUUGUCCGCCCUGCCUCGUCAUGGGCAAAAUGGAGCUAGAGAGGGUUUUACGAGUGGGUACUAGGUUAGUCGAGGGAGUACGGGGACGGACGUACCCCGAGCGUCUACUUAGUUUGGGAAUGCAUUCAAUGCACUUCCGAAGGCUUAGAGGAGACCUAAUCCUAACCUACCGUAUCUUGACUGGGAAGGUUGGUCCAGAUUUAUCUUGGCUAUUCAGUCCCGCUUGAUUGUCUGUUCUACGCGGUCAUUCGUUGAAGCUGGACAAACCGCGGUCCGAUCGGAUUAGGGCGGAAAUCCGGCUGUCACGCCGAGUUAUGGACCGCUGGAACAUGCUUCCGGAAAGUGUUAUCAGGGAAUCUACGGUUAAGGGGUUUGAGCGGCAACUUGACGCUCUUGGGUGGCAACACGAAACCUUUCCAUUUGCCUGAGUAACUCGCAUCUUCGUAUUUCGAUUUUCUUUUCUCUACUUUUUUUAACGCAUUGGUAUUAGUUUCUUAUUUAAGUGCACUUUCCUAUU